AUGCCCGUCGGGCCCUCGUAUCUCACCGAGGUUCCCGUCGAAGUCGUGGAGAAUAUUUUCUCCUAUCUACACCCUUGUGAAAUAGUUCAAUGUCGCAUUGUGAGAGCUGACACGUCGAUAGAGCUUCAGCUUCGAAUCGAGCUAGGGAUCGAUGGCUAUCUUCUCAACUCAUCACCGCCGAUACCAGCUUGCGAGAUGCUAGCCUUAGUUCUAGAACGGCGAACAAGAUUCCAGCAAGGAGACCAUGUUUCCAAGUAUAGGUUAGAAACUCAAUUCCAUGGUCAAUAUGAGAUCAGCAACGGCUUCUUCGCCUAUGGUAUCAACCCAAAGUCGCCCGGGGUGUUCAACGGUAUAAAAUAUUUCCCGUUGACAUCGGAAACAUGUAGGACGGAUAGAACGAGAGAACGGUUGGAAUUCACAGAUCUCGGCAUCGACCUGACCGAUUUUUCGUUCAGUGUUGACGACGACUUGCAAGUCUUGGUCGAGAAAGUAAAUCUUGAGGCCCGGACGCGUACGAUUUAUUUCCGAACAAUUUCGACCAACGAAGCGCAUCCGCUUGCUGGUUCACCGCAGUUAGUUCUACGGCUUGAGGAUUUCAACCUCGAAGAGCAAUGUUAUACUCUCCUUUCUCAUGACCAUAUUGGCUUCGGCUUCUACAACUGGGACGUAGUGGGACACGAAUGUGCGCAGAUCAUCUAUAAUUGGCGAACCGCUGAACAUAUCUUACCAUACUCCCCGGUGUCUGAUGCUCUUUUCCUCAGUAAGGAAUGGGCAGCUCUUCUCAUCAACCAGAGCGAUUUUGUCGGGAUAUCUCUCAUCAAUCUCAAAGAUGGGUGUACUCUGCAAAAGUUUCGCCUCCCAUUUCGGAAGCCUGUCAGCUCCUGCUUCUUUAUUACGAGCACGCCAAAACGCUUCCGACCACCAACGAAAAGCGAUCCUUUCCGUUGCCUCACACAGGAUCCAAAAGUUCAGAUCCUAGGCAUCGUCGUCACGCCAAUAUCAGGAAACGGGAUCGAAGACGACAUACAUAUCGUUGUAAGCGCACAGCGCCUUUUUACCAAACUGGAGCAGGUCCAGACCUCGACAUCACCGCCAGAGUUUGUUGAAUGGGAAGACUGGGGCCCUCAGACGACUCGUUGGUUCGGAUUUAGCGAGGUCUCUGAAGCGAGUUUUCGUUCCAUCUCCGGAUCACGUCUUUUGGGCAAGUUAACGCCUAUCAGAACGGACGAAGUUUGGCAGAGAGAGCUGCUUCUGAUCUUUGAUUUUAAUAUGCGAGCUGUCCGUCGAUAUAGCUCAACGGCUACUAGUACAGAGGACACCUCGUUCAAGGUGUUCAAAACGUACACCAGUGAUAGCGAGUUACUUAAUGCGGGUGGUUCUGGAAUUGACGUCGUCUCGUCGCUGUCAUGCUUUGCGACCGCCACAACUAUCACUGCAAAGGACUACUUUGAUUUUUUCCUCGAGGAUCAUGCCAUCAUUGGGAAAGCAGUGGGUAGCUUUUACUACACGUAA
Serendipita indica DSM 11827 is the source of this 1512-nucleotide messenger RNA. The record is from the annotation of a GenBank genome assembly. Lineage: Eukaryota; Fungi; Basidiomycota; Agaricomycetes; Sebacinales; Serendipitaceae.